AUGGAUAUCUCCAGUCAUGUCAAGUACCAGCUAGCAAUAAGUGUAGAUCGACUGCUUCUCACGGAAUCAGCUGGUAAGGAAUCUUGUUGCAUCUUCAGAAUCCCUGAUAGCCUCUCAAAAGUGAACCCAGAAGCAUAUAAGCCCAAAGUUGUUUCCGUUGGUCCUUACCAUUACGGAGAUAAACUCCUCAAGAUGAUUCAAGAGCACAAGCCUCGGUUUCUGAAGCUUUUUCUAAGUAAUGCAAAAAAGAAGGCAGUGGAAGAAAAAGACUUGUUCGAGGCUGUAGCGGCUUUGGAAGAAAAAGUUAGGAAUUCUUAUUCUGAGGGUCUUCGCCAAAUUUCAAAUGAAUUAGUGUAUAUGAUGAUUCUUGAUGGGUGCUUCAUUCUCAUGUUGAUACUUAUUUUUUCCAAGAGUACUGAGUUGCUUGACAAGGAGGAUCCAGUUUUCAAGGUCCCAUGGAUUCUCCCGGCCAUUCGGAGCGAUCUUCUCCUCUUGGAAAAUCAGGUUCCUUUCAUUGUUCUUCAAACUUUAAUGAAAGUUUCAAAGAUAGGUGUCUUUGAUGACCUAAACACGAUGGCGGUUCAUUUUUUCUUUCCGGAUAGACCAGAAAGACACUUGGAGAAGUGCAGAAACUUUGAGGGGAAACAUCUUCUUGACCUCAUUCGCAUGAGCUUCGCACCUAGCACCAGACCUAGCAUCACACCUAGCAUGAGAUCGGAACCUCCAAAGGAUUCUACAUCUGACUUGAUACUGCCGGCCAAAAGACUUCGCCUCCAGGGGAUAAAGUUCAGGCUUAUUAGUGAUGCAGAUUCGAUACUGGAUAUAAGAUUAAAGGAUAACAUGCUUCAGAUACCACUGCUAAGACUGGACGAGUCCAUCAGCUCAAUCUUCCUCAACUGCGUCGCUUAUGAACAGUUUUAUUCACAGAGUACCAACGACAUAACAAGCUACAUGUACUUCAUGGGGUGCCUUCUAAAAGGAGAGGAAGAUGCAGCUUUCUUGAGCAACGACAAGCAGAUCAUAGAGAACUACUUUGGCAGCGAGAGUGAGGUGUCCCAGUUCUUCAAAGACAUAUGUAAAGGUGUAAACUUCGACAUGAGUAGAAGUUAUUUACGGUGUGUGUUUCUGGGAGUUAACCUCUACACCUCAAAACAGUCCAAUAGAGUAUGGGCAGGCUUUAAGCACACACACUUUGAGUCACCAUGGACUUGUCUGUCAUCGUUUGCUGUUGUUUUCGCUCUUCUUCUUACCAUCCUGCAAGCUACUUUUGCGGUUAUGUCCUACCUGAACGAUAAAAAGGCUGCAGAUUGA
Molecule: messenger RNA, 1311 nt
Organism: Microthlaspi erraticum
Lineage: Eukaryota; Viridiplantae; Streptophyta; Magnoliopsida; Brassicales; Brassicaceae
Source: the annotation of a GenBank genome assembly